GUUUUUUUCUCUUUCGUUUAGUCAUGUGUGCAAUUUAGCACCUUAUAUGAUUAUUAAAAAUAUUGUAUUUGAUCAUCUACACGACGAAAGUAACUCGCACGCACAUCACACCCGCACAGCGGAACUGUAACGUUGAUUGAACCAAAGGAUUGAUCAAAGAAUUGUGCUUUCUGUCAGUGCCAGGUUUAAGGCUAAAAGUCGAACCACGAGUCGUUCGAUUUUCGGGAGUUUAGAGGUGUUAUUUGGUGCCGACCUUUCGGUUGAAACUGUAAACUUUAAUUGGGGCCAUUUUGAGGAUAGAUAUAGUAAAAUGGACCAAGAAGUCUUGACAACGCUCAAAUUACUAAUGAUAGGUGAAACUAACGUAGGAAAGUCUAGUAUAUUACUCCGAUUCACUGAAGAUGAGUUCAAUGAAAACAUGCAGAGCACAGUCGGUAUGGAUUAUAAAACUAAACAGAUCACCAUCGACGGUAAUACGGUUAAACUCGCGAUUUGGGAUACGGCCGGCCAGGAACGUUUUCGUACAUUAACGCCAAGUUACUACAGAGACGGGCAAGGUGCAAUUCUGAUGUUCGAUGUAACAGACAGACAUACAUUUACGAAGCUUGAAACUUGGCUAAACGAACUCAACACUUACUGCAACAAAAUAGAUAUUGUGAAAAUGGUUGUGGGGAACAAAAAUGACUUGCCCAACAGGGAAGUCAGCAUGGAGGAGGGCUUGGAAUUUGCUCGGCGACACCAAACUUUAUACAUUGAAAGUAGUGCAAAAACUGCUGACGGAGUAAGGUGCUGUUUUGAAGAACUCGUUGAAAAGAUAAUACAAACUCCUGGACUAUGGGAAGCUAAUUCAACCAGAAUGUAUGGUGGUGAUAGUUUAGGCGGAACGAGGCAUCGCCUGGGUAAAAGAGGAGUUCAAUUGACAGACGAUUACGAACCACAAAAUCCUUACUCAAAUUGCUAUUGCAGUUUAGUUUAGCAAAACAUCACAAGCUUCGAAUUAAUUUUACACGCCAAUCACUCCAAACUAGGUACACUGGGAGCAGCUUGUGGUAUAGCGAAAAAAAAAACUAAACCAUAAUAAUGUCUUCUCUGGCUAAUUUCUAUUGACCUUAGUUUGUAAGACAACCAAUCUGGAAUCCGAAGGGAUUCUUUAAAGAAUUCCAUACACGAAAUGGUCUGGAGUAAUGUAAAUAUAUCUAUGGUGCAUAUGAUGUGGAGAACGUUUUAGAAAUUGAUAAUUACUGAUCAAAAAUCUAAUCUUAACGACCAGUCAAUUCGAUUAUCUGCAUUAUUCUUCAAAUUUUUUCUAUGCUAUUUUUUAAUUCGGUUUUUGUAAUGCUACUUAUAUUUGAAAUUAUAAGUACACCCUAUCCUAUCGCUAAUUGUUCAGCUGUUUUUGUAAUACUAGCACUCCUUAUUUUAAGAAUUUUGAGGUUCAUAUGCUUGGCCUUUUAGUUUUUGGUCUGUCAUACAAUAAUUACUUCAGAUUUCUUAAGUAAAUGUCGAAAUAAUUUUUCCUCUCGAAAUUUUUUGUUUGUACAACAUGUCAACUUGUAAAGAGCAUAUUUAUUUGUAAAUAAAAGAGCCUUUCAAUAAUCGUA
This is a messenger RNA of Neodiprion virginianus, 1601 nucleotides long. RefSeq names its product ras-related protein Rab-18-B-like. The transcript has 4 exons. The record is from RefSeq and is a predicted model, not a curated record. Gene Ontology annotation, molecular function: GTPase activity; GTP binding. Lineage: Eukaryota; Metazoa; Arthropoda; Insecta; Hymenoptera; Diprionidae. The coding region runs from base 311 to 976 and encodes 221 amino acids.